UCGAUCAUUCAACAACAUGUUGCAGAGCAACUGACUCACUUUGAAUUCGAAGUCGUUGGUAGUGAUGAAAAAGACGAGCUGGUGUGCCCGCAUGAUAAUGGUGCCGUGAUGCGAAGUAUCAAAUUCCAUGUGAAAUUCAAUAAGGCCGCGACAUAAACAAGUUUCAAAAGAAAACACAGCGACGAACGUGCAAUCGAAUAAACAAUAAAAGAGAAAAAAAAACACAUUUCAUUCGUAAUACUAUUUCCAUUGAGAUGACUAUGUGCGACUGUGUGUCUAUGUGUGUGCAUGUUUGAAGUAACAGAAUGUUCAGUAUCGCCAAACUGUGAGCCAAGUAUAAAAGUGAAAUAAAUAUAUUUUAAGGAGUUGUGUGUGUAAGAGUUGUUCAAACAACAGUUAUAUUUAUUUUACCACGUCGAAAUCAUAUUUUGGUGUGCUGGAAAAGUUACGGAAAUUCAUGAAUAUUUAUUACUAUCAUCGUCGUGCUAUUGUGAGCUAUUCAAAGCUUGGAAAGAUUUCCUUCUUUUUUUUCGUUUCGGUGCAAUGAAAUGUAAACAAAAAGCACAAUUUGUUUGAGACAAAUAUUUUUUUGGCGUAACAACAACAACUUCGCGGGAGAUCGGCGCAAAUUCAACGCUCUAUGGAGGAAAAAACGAGUGCAUUAUAGAAAGAAGGAUAGUCGUUUGCUUUGCAGUCAAAUCAACAAAAUAUAUAUAAAUUGCUAAUUAAAGCGAAACCGACACAAUAUUGUCGGAUACUGUACACAUUGAAAAUUGAGCAAUCCGCGGGAAAAUGAAAUGUUUCACCAUUUACACGAUAAUUGCGCUGGAGAUGUUUGUAGGUGUUGUGAUAGCAACCAAAAAGCUACCAAGUACCAAGUUACAUACACUUAUGUUGGAUCAUCAUAGCAUGAAAUUAACGUGGUACAUCGAUUGGCCAAAAAAAGAAGUCCUCUUUAAUGUUGAUGACGCAUUCACCGAUGACACCGAUUGGUUUUCUUUUGGCUUUUCGCAACGUGGUCAAAUCGAAGGAUCCGAUGUUUGCUACUUUGUCAAAAGCAUUUACGACGAUGAAUCAUAUAAUGAAGCAAUCGACACGUACGUCGGAAGCGAUAAAAAAGUGUACCGAGACUUACAACAAGAUUGUGAAUUGCUCCGUAUAGACGAUCGCUCAGUGGCAUUCAAACGUAAAAUUGAUACGUGUGACCCACAAGACUUCGCCAUGCAUGAGGGAACCAUGUUCAUUUUAUGGUCGCGCGGUGCGGAUAUUCUUAACUUCCCAAUGGAAUACGAAAUAAAUGGAACAUCAUCACACCGGCACAAGCGCGAAGGUCAUUCGCAUUCAUCGCCACAUCGAAAUGGUGCCAACGAUGGUUUGGUGAUGGCGCAAAUGUUACGUGCUGAUAAACUUGUCAUUCCGGAAAGGGACAUCAUGGAGGUGGAUGUUACAUUGAAAGAGGUUACGAUACCUGCACAAGAAACCACUUAUUGGUGUCACAUACAAAAGCUAGGCGAUUUUAUCCAACAAAAACAUCACAUUGUGCAAUUCGAACCGCUCAUUACAAAUGAAGACAUUGUACAUCACAUGGAGGUGUUCCACUGUGAAACGAAUGUUGAAGCCGAGAUACCGUUGUACAAUGGUGAUUGCAAUCAAUUGCCUGAAGAAGCGAAAAUUUGUAAUCGAGUUAUAUCGCUGUGGGCCAUGGGUGCGAGUGCAUUCACAUAUCCAAAAGAGGCUGGACUACCAAUUGGUGGCUCAAAUUAUAAUCCAUUCAUUCGUUUAGAAGUACACUUUAAUAAUCCCGAAUUAAAAAGCGGUUUAAUCGAUCAUUCGGGCAUGCGAAUCAGAAUGGUGUCAAAGCUUAGGAAACACGACGCUGCGAUUAUGGAACUUGGAUUAGAGUAUUCGGAUAAGAUGGCUAUACCGCCCGGAAUAUUAGGAUUUCCUCUGAGUGGUUACUGCAUCGCUGAAUGCACACAAACGGCUUUGCCAAAAUCUGGUAUCACAGUUUUUGGGUCGCAGUUGCAUACACAUCUUCGUGGUGUUCGAGUUUUGACACGGCAUUUUCGUGACGACAUCGAGUUACCAGAACUAAACCGAGACGAUUACUAUAGCCAUCACUAUCAAGAAAUUCGUUACCUACGGAAUCAAGUUAAAGUUUAUCCGGGAGAUGCUUUGAUUACUACUUGCUACUAUGACACUCGAGGCUACAACAACACAACUCUGGGCGGUUUUUCCAUAAGCGAUGAAAUGUGUGUGAAUUACAUUCAAUAUUAUCCAGCUACAAAACUUGAAGUUUGCAAAAGUUCUGUGUCUGAGAAAACUUUAGAAGAUUAUUUCUUCUAUAUGAAACGGCGCGAGCAUCAGCAUAAAGUGUCGCUAAGAGGUGCACGCUCUGAAAAUUAUCGUUCAAUUGAAUGGACCAAACCACACAUUGACGAACUAUAUGGAAUGUAUGUACAGGAGCCAUUAAGUAUGCAGUGCAAUAAGUCUGACGGCCAUCGUUUCCCGGGUUUUGAAUGGGAAGGUGCACCCAUUACACAAGCGACUAUUCAAGUGGCGUUACGACGAUUUGAAACUUGUGAAAAUUACAAUCCUUACGGCGUUAUACCGCUUGAACUCGGCGAAUGCGGUUAUUUAGGCGAAUGUAUUUAUUAGAGCAGAGAAGAUAAUAAAAGCCAUGCUUACCAUUAGCUUUAAGAUAAAUUCAAAUUCCAUCACAUUAAAUCUACAUUUAAGCACCAUCUAUUCAAAUAAAGUCACUGUUGAAAUUUUCUUUUCGUUUGUCUAA
Contarinia nasturtii (swede midge) is the source of this 2791-nucleotide messenger RNA. RefSeq names its product tyramine beta-hydroxylase (gene Tbh). Gene Ontology annotation, biological process: octopamine biosynthetic process; norepinephrine biosynthetic process; dopamine catabolic process. NCBI's taxonomy places the organism in Eukaryota, Metazoa, Arthropoda, Insecta, Diptera, Cecidomyiidae. The transcript is spliced from 9 exons. The coding region runs from base 793 to 2658 and encodes 621 amino acids. Gene Ontology annotation, molecular function: copper ion binding; dopamine beta-monooxygenase activity. Gene Ontology annotation, cellular component: secretory granule membrane. The record is from RefSeq and is a predicted model, not a curated record.